Molecule: messenger RNA, 1602 nt
Organism: Spizellomyces punctatus DAOM BR117
Lineage: Eukaryota; Fungi; Chytridiomycota; Chytridiomycetes; Spizellomycetales; Spizellomycetaceae
Product: argininosuccinate lyase
Exons: 7
Coding region: 15-1466 (483 amino acids)
Cellular component (GO): cytosol
Molecular function (GO): argininosuccinate lyase activity
Source: RefSeq, a predicted model, not a curated record
GAGUCACUGUUGCUAUGAGAACAGUACAUCAACUUGCAUCUAUCUUCUCUCAACUCCAAACCGUUACCUGCUCGAUAAUUGUCAACAUGGCUCAACUCUGGGGCGGUCGUUUUACGGGCAAAAAUGACCCUAUCAUGGAGGCUUUUAACGCCUCUCUGAAAUUCGACCGACGAAUGUGGCAAGCGGACAUCACCGGGUCCCAAGCAUAUGCGAAAGCACUAGCUCGUGUUGGUAUCUUAACACACGAGGAGCGGGACCAGCUCGUUGAGGGUCUGGAUAAGGUGGGACAAGAGUGGGCUUCGGAUACGUUUGAGGUCAAACCCAGCGACGAAGAUAUCCAUACUGCAAAUGAACGGCGCCUUGGGGAAAUUAUUGGAACGGUAGCAGGCAAGCUACACACAGGACGAAGCCGAAAUGAUCAAGUUGCGACCGACAUGCGGAUAUGGUUACGAGAGCAGGCGACGGCCUUGUUGACUUUCCUAAAAGAUUUGAUCGGCAUUGCCGUAGCGAGGGCGGAAAGAGAAAUUGAUGUGAUUAUGCCUGGGUACACUCACUUACAGCGGGCACAACCCAUCCGAUGGAGUCACUGGUUACUGUCGUACGCAUGGAAUUGGCAUGCCGAUGCGGAGCGCCUUGAACAGUUAAUCAAGCGUAUCAAUAAGCUGCCUUUAGGGAGCGGUGCGUUGGCGGGCAACCCCUUUAAUGUCGACCGCGAAUUUCUUGCGAACGAGUUGGGAUUUGAGGCCGUCAUGCCCAACAGUCUUUACGGUGUGAGCGAUCGAGAUUUCGUGGCCGAGUUCCUUUUUUGGGCCAGUUUGACGAUGGUCCACUUGAGCAGGUGGUCGGAGGACUUGAUCAUCUACAGUUCGGGAGAGUUCGGCUUUGUGUCUUUGGCGGACGCUUACAGUACUGGCAGUAGUUUGAUGCCACAAAAAAAGAACCCGGAUUCUUUGGAACUGAUACGCGGCAAAACAGGUCGCGUCUUUGGUGGGAUGUCCGGUUUUCUCAUGACGCUCAAGGGAUUACCAAGUACCUACAAUAAAGAUUUGCAGGAGGACAAGGAACCUAUGUUCGAUGCCGUGGACACUAUUGGUGCCUGCUUGCAAAUCGCGACUGGUACUCUUACAACGUUAACGAUUAAACCCGAAAAAAUGAAGCAAAGCCUGUCAAUCGAUAUGCUCGCUACGGACGUUGCUGAAUAUCUUGUCCGAAAGGGGGUACCCUUCCGUGAAACACAUCACAUUGCGGGCCGCGCUGUGCGUCUAGCUGAGGACCGCGGAACUCAGAUGGACCAGCUGUCUCUUGACGACUUUAAGCAACUACAUUCCGCUUUCGAAGCGGACGUUAAAGACAUCUGGAAUUUUGAGCAGAGCAUCGACAAUCGCUGCGCUACUGGUGGAACAAGCCGAACCACGGUGGAACAGCAGAUCACCUUCCUGAAGCAAUGGUUAGGCACUUCCGCGUAGCCGCAGUUCCUUGUGUUACAUCCGAAAGUGUGCGCCUGGCACCUUGUGGUUGGACAAUGAAAUAUGACAUUUUGUAGAUUCAUAGCAUGAAAUAUGAGGAUGCACUCCAAAAUAUAUGAGUACAUUGCAACACCAA